Patella vulgata (common limpet) is the source of this 1694-nucleotide messenger RNA. RefSeq lists its product as uncharacterized. The transcript is spliced from 2 exons. NCBI's taxonomy places the organism in Eukaryota, Metazoa, Mollusca, Gastropoda, Patellidae. The coding region runs from base 143 to 1663 and encodes 506 amino acids. The record is from RefSeq and is a predicted model, not a curated record.
CACGUCGUGUCGAGUGAGACGGUUGACCAGCGCGGACAUAGAAACUUCUACACAGUGACCUCAACCCAUGGUCUAAUAUAGUGUGGUUUGUUUCGCAGUGGUCCGUGUUAAACUGACUAAAGGAAAAAGGACAAUCCUGAGGAUGGAAAAUCUUGUGGUAAUCUGUUGGCUGUUCGUGGUGGUCACGGCCUUCGAUCUCAAUAACCCGAAAACCAACCUUGACAGUGUCACCAGAACAACGGGAUCAUUGGAUCCUAGGGUUAGCACAGUGAACUAUAUCAAUGGAACCAUUUUAAUCCGAUUCGAAGACUCGGGGUUACAGAAAGUCUUCUUGUUAGAAGGAUUCAACAUCGCAAGAAAGGUUCCCAAAUCGUUCGGUUAUCUGUCCCUGUCCAGGGAAUUUCUAGUCUACAGGAAUUAUAAAACGGGGGAAAUAUUGGAUGUUUUCGAGAAUCAUGCUACACAGACAGUAAAUGAAGUUUUUGAUAUUCAUAACGACCCCGUGAACGCCAAUUUUACUUAUGGACCGAUCACUCCAUUUGUCGUGUUGGAGAACGAUCGGGUUGCUUUUAAUGACGAUAUCUUGCUUCAGUACCCAAACGUGUUGGAUCCCAAACACUAUCCUCGAUUUACAGCAGGUCCGACCUAUGAGGCUGAUGAAUUAUUUCAGUUUUAUACCCGAUACAGUACCCUGGCCGACACACAGAUUAAUGAUCUUAACUACACUAGCACCUGGGGAAGAAGAUCUCAAUUCCUUCCCUGGUUGGAGUUUGGUCCUCAACCGGGACAUAUGUACUACAUAUCAACCAACUGGAAGUGUUUGAAUGGUCUAGCUGACGUUCCAGAUGAUAUAAUGGCGAUAGUAAAAAGCAAAUACCCGCAAUUUAUGGACGCACCAAGAUCCUACGACGUUCCCAACCAAACUUCGUGGUCUAAUUUUAAAGCUGUUAUUGACCAGAGACGCAAAGAUGGACAACCGGAUAUUAUCAUACCGGAUGUUAAAAUCGUCCCAAACCUACGAACCAAAACGGAACAUCUUGAUCCAAGACUCUACGAAAGCUUGGCAAAACUUGAUUCCUUUCAGGUGGUGUUUACUGGUCGUGUGUAUUCUGAAAUACCAGGUCAGUAUUCCAAGAACGUGUUCAAAGUAAAGGGCGUUCUGACAUGCAAGGUCGGACUGACGCCAGGUGGACCGCAGCUUCUGGUCAAUGUUACAGGAUCUUACAUGGAUCCUAAAACCGAGAAAGUCUUGAAAAUGUGGAAGAAUCCUUUCACGAAUCAAACUAAUUAUGUUCCGCCUCUACAAGGGGUGUAUCAGAAGACACUAAUGCUUGGAGAUGAUUCGGUGUGGUCUCUGCCGGUACCUAAUCUGGGAGAAACAGCCUUGGUCGGUUACGAUUCCUUCUCAUACUAUGACAACGCAACUGGAACCGAGCAGUGGGCGGUUAACCUGGUCGAUGUGUUCUUUCCGGACGAGAAUCUGGAAUCGAAUGAUCCGUAUUUCUAUGGAACGUGGAUGAAGUUUAGUUCGUGGUUGGGAUGGAUGAACAUGGAUGGUCUAGAAGGCAAUCUGGUGUGGAGGAUGAACGUAGAAUUAAAAAGACCUCAAUUAUUGAAAAGUCAUCUGGUAGGAAGGGAAGAUACCAAAAGAGACUUAUUGUAGUUGUUCUGUUAAUGUAAUAAAUAUAUUUGGC